AUGGCAUUGAACAACUCUUCUCCGCUGGCGAUCGCCCGUACUGAUCAGGACAGCCAAUCGUUGACGUCCGGCGCUUCAACGGCUCAGACUGUGAUUGCUCGAGAUAUUGCUUCUUAUAAUUCCGAUAAUAGAGUGAAUCAGGGUAACGACGAUGACGACGACAAUGAUAACGACUUUAACGGACUGGUGCGUUCAGCGACCAAUGUCUUAGGCACUACACCUCAUUCUCUGGCUGGUUCUUAUCGGCGUCCGUCCUAUUUCACGGCCGGGUCGCGCGGAACUGUCGUGCCGCAUCAUAGCCAAGAGCAGUAUUUGACUAUAGAGGAAUUGGAGCGUGCCUAUACGGAAGAAAUAGAUCUACUUAGCGACAACCGUGUUAUUGAGCCGGAUUCAUCGAAACGAAAUGCUCUGAGUGCCAGGCUACCAUCUCCUGGUCAAAAUCAACAAGACCCUCAUGCGCCUAUCACAGCUCCAACGGAGACGUCAGCCUUACUGGGGGACCAAGCUCCCCUCGUCAAUAACGAGAUCGACCGCAAAUGGGAGGAGGCAGUCACAGCCGGCUUAAUCCAAUCGACAUGGAGGCGAGAAGCUCGAGUGAUUGGGCAAUAUUCUCUGCCACUGAUUGUCACUUUCCUUCUUCAGUAUUCCUUGACUGUAGCAUCCAUUUUCACAGUGGGCCACUUAGGAACUGUAGAACUAGGGGCGGUAAGCCUGGCAAGUAUGACCGUUAGCAUCACUGGAUCAGCUGUCUAUCAAGGCCUUGCUACCAGUUUAGAUACUCUUUGCGCCCAGGCGUAUGGAUCAGGAAGAAAGAAACUCGUUGGACUCCAAAUGCAACGAAUGGUGUUCUUUCUGUGGGUAGUCACGAUCCCAAUUGCCAUCAUUUGGCUUCUUGCGGAUAAAAUCUUGGUCGCAAUCAUUCCAGAGACCGAAGUCGCACUUCUUGCCGGACAGUAUCUCAAGGUUGUGAUUCUAGGAGCACCAGGGUAUGCCUGCUUCGAAAGCGGGAAACGAUUCGUUCAGGCGCAAGGCAUAUUUACAGCAUCCUUGUACGUCCUCCUGAUCUGUGCACCAUUGAAUGCAUUCAUGAACUGGUUCUUCGUCUGGAAGCUCGAGAUGGGUUUCAUCGGAGCACCAAUCGCCGUAGCGAUUACGGAAAACCUUCUCCCCCUCUUUCUAUUUUUAUAUGUAUACUUCGUCGGUGGUCGCGAAUGUUGGAACGGAUUCACAUGGAGAGCAUUCCAAAACUGGGGUCCUAUGAUCCGUCUCGCUUUACCGGGCCUGAUCAUGGUUGAGGCUGAAUGUCUCGCUUUCGAGGUUCUCACAUUGGUGUCUUCUUAUCUCGGAACGGAGGCUCUUGCUGCACAGUCUAUUCUCAGUACAAUCAGCAGUAUCACCUUUCAAAUCCCGUUCCCUGUGGCAAUUGCAGGUAGCACACGUGUUGCAAACCUCAUCGGUGCUACCUUGGUCGACGCCGCGCGCACAGCAGCCAGAGUCGCUUUAACCGGUGCCGUGAUUGUCGGACUCCUCAACAUGUUAAUUCUAUCAUUACUACGAUACUCACUGGCUGGUCUAUUUACCUCAGAUGAGGAAGUCAUCGAGAUGGUUGCUGCCAUCUUACCCAUCUGCGCGGCUUUUCAACUCUUUGACGCGCUAGCAGCAAAUUGUAAUGGUAUCCUCCGAGGACUGGGUCGACAAGAGAUUGGUGGAUACGUGCAGGUUUUUUGUUAUUAUGUAGUGGCGAUGCCAAUCAGUAUGGGGACAGCUUUUGGGUUGGGAUGGGGCAUUUCAGGUCUAUGGACAGGCGUUGCGAUUGCAUUGGGAUUGGUUUUCUUCAUUGAGAUCAUCUUUCUCAGAAAGACGAGCUGGGAGAGAAGUGUGGAGGAAGCAAGAAAGAGAAAUGAUGUUGCUUGAUCUCAACCGUCUGAUAUUCGAGGACGACGAUCGAUUUUGUCACUUUGUUAGUCUAGUAAAAAUGUAUAUAGACUUAGUCAUAUAGGAAAAAUCUCACACUACUUAGUG
This is a messenger RNA of Talaromyces stipitatus ATCC 10500, 2022 nucleotides long. RefSeq names its product MATE efflux family protein subfamily, putative. NCBI's taxonomy places the organism in Eukaryota, Fungi, Ascomycota, Eurotiomycetes, Eurotiales, Trichocomaceae. The record is from RefSeq and is a predicted model, not a curated record. Gene Ontology annotation, biological process: xenobiotic detoxification by transmembrane export across the plasma membrane. Gene Ontology annotation, cellular component: membrane. The coding region runs from base 1 to 1914 and encodes 637 amino acids. The transcript has 2 exons. Gene Ontology annotation, molecular function: xenobiotic transmembrane transporter activity; antiporter activity.